AUUCUACGUGAGAUUUCCACAGUCUUAGGCCAUCGUCCCUGACCUCUUUCCAACAGUCGGAUACUUCCUUCAUAUGCAAAUCAACGCGCCAUCGCUACCUGUCCACCGUCAAAACAAUCAGGCAUGAUGAUCCAUCAUUGGCUGCGACAAGAAAGAUAUCCCAGGAUGCAAGUAUUCCGAUCUUUAGCCAGGCUUACACGCCCGAUCGUCACAUUUCAAAGGACGAAAGUCACCAUAUCCAACGAAGACCACAAGCUCAGACAGUUUAUUAUAUACCACCAUGUGGAAAGAAUCUACACGGACCUCAAAGAGCUUGGUUACCAUGACAACGACCCCCUGAAGUUGACAGACCUGAUAAAGCUGGACCAGUGGCACUACAACGGCACGGAACCUGUGGAUGCCGCCAUCAAGCUUCUGGGGAUCAGGGAAGGUGCUCGGGUACUUGAUGUAGGCUCCGGCAUUGGUGGCCCAUCUAGGUACCUAGCGCACAAAGCCAAGUGUCACGUGACAGCCUCGGAACUUCUUCCUGACAACCACCGCGUGGGGCAAGACCUGACUUCACGCUGUGGCAUGACGGGAAGCGUGAAGCACAUUUGCGGUGACAUCACUACGACAGAACUGGGUAAAGAAGAGUUUGAUCACGUGGUGAGUUUUCAGGCUGUCUGCUAUGUGGAGGACAAACGCAGGCUGUUCCGUCAUCUGUCCAACUCCCUGAAACCAGGGGGAACCAUGUAA
Branchiostoma floridae (Florida lancelet) is the source of this 735-nucleotide messenger RNA. Its product is annotated as phosphoethanolamine N-methyltransferase 1-like. Bases 124 to 735 code for a protein of 203 amino acids. Lineage: Eukaryota; Metazoa; Chordata; Leptocardii; Amphioxiformes; Branchiostomatidae. The transcript is spliced from 7 exons. Gene Ontology annotation, molecular function: S-adenosylmethionine-dependent methyltransferase activity. The record is from RefSeq and is a predicted model, not a curated record.